Molecule: messenger RNA, 507 nt
Organism: Prunus armeniaca (apricot)
Lineage: Eukaryota; Viridiplantae; Streptophyta; Magnoliopsida; Rosales; Rosaceae
Source: the annotation of a GenBank genome assembly
AUGAAGUCGCCUGCCAUAACCGAGGAGAUACAAAGUCUAAUGGGUAGAGUAGCAGCUCUCAACCGAUUCCUUUCAAAAUCAACCGACAAAUGUAGGUCAUUCUUCAAAGCCUUGAAGAAAGGGCAAAAGGGUAAGUGGGACGAAGAGUGCGAAGUAGCCUUUCAAAGCUUGAAAACCUAUCUCACUUCGCCUCCCCUGCUCUCAAAACCAAUACUAGGUGAAGGCUUGUUCAUCUACCUGGCAGUGUCCAACUCAGUUGUCAACUCAGCUCUCAUUCGAGAAGAGCUGAGGCCACAACAUCCGAUAUUUUACACUUCAAAAGCUCUUGUCGACGCAGAGACUCGCUUCCUAAAAAUGGAGAAGAUCAUUUUUUGGCUUGUGGUUUUCACGAGAAAACUAAGGCCCUACUAUCAAGCACACCAGAUAAUUGUCAUGACAAAAUUUCCUUUUAGAUUGAUCCUCCACAGCCCCGACGCUUCUCAGCGAAUCAUGAAAUGGGUUAUCUAA